Messenger RNA from Colletotrichum truncatum, 1809 nucleotides. RefSeq names its product C6 zinc finger domain protein. Lineage: Eukaryota; Fungi; Ascomycota; Sordariomycetes; Glomerellales; Glomerellaceae. Gene Ontology annotation, molecular function: zinc ion binding; DNA-binding transcription factor activity, RNA polymerase II-specific. The record is from RefSeq and is a predicted model, not a curated record. Gene Ontology annotation, biological process: regulation of DNA-templated transcription.
AUGGCUCGGAAAGGUAGCCGCAAAGUUAGAACGGGAUGCAUUACAUGCAAAGUCCGCAAGAUCAAGUGCGAUGAGACCAAGCCGGCGUGCAACCGGUGCGUCAGCACAGGGCGAAAAUGCGACGGCUACCAACACAUAACCGAGCUGCUCUCAACCAAGACCAGCCUGAAGCUCCCUACAAGCCAUACAUAUCGCACCUUUCCUGGAGUAAGCACCUCAAGCGUUAGCGAGGGCCGCGCCUUGCAAUACUUCUGUGAGGCGGUGGGCCCGUUCCUCUCAGGUGCCGUGGACCCUUACUUUUGGACACAUAUCGUCAUGCAGUUCAGCACGUUUGAGCCGUCUGUGAGACAUUCGCUCGUGGCAAUAAGCAAUCUACAUGAGCAGAUGGAAAGCCAAGACCCUGCAGGGAUUCCUCUUCAAGAUCACAGCUUUGCUUUACAACAUUAUAAUGCCGCCAUCAACGAGCUGAAGGCAAUCACGUCUCAGGACAAACAGCCCAUCGUGCUGAUUGUCUGCGUUUUAUUUAUUUGCAUUGAGUUCCUCCAGUCGAAUCGUGGAGCGGCUGUGAGGCACUGCAAGCAUGGCGUUGCGAUACUGCAAAACACCAGCCGCGAGUAUUCCUGGACCAAGGAACAUCUGCUCCCACUUUUCCGCCGCCUCGUCGAGCUGUCGUUCUUUUUUGGCGAGAAGGCUGACUGCCCCGACCUAACAGGGCUAGAGGGCCCGAUCCCGGCUUUUUUCUCAACCUAUCACGAUGCACAGAUGAUGAUUGACGACAUUUAUGGCCGAACAUUCCAGCUGAUGAAGCGAUGCGAUCCCUACCGCUCCGGACCCCAGAGGGGCGACCCCGUUUGUGACGGCAUUCUAGAGGAAAAAAGCAACAUCAAUCACUUGCUGGACCUCUGGGAAAAUUUAUUUGCACGUUUCAACUCCCAGGUAUUCUAUAACGCGACCAACAAAGCAGCAACAUACGAACGGCAAUACCCGCCGAAAGCGCUCCAGGGCUUCCUCUUGACCCGGUACGAAUGUUGCCGAAUAUGGUUGAACUUGGCCCUGAACGGCGAUGAAUGCGGAUUCGACUUGUACAUAGACAAUUUCAUGCGAAUAGCAAAGACGCUCAAAGCAAUAACGGCCGACGGUUCCCGGCACGCAAGACCGCAGACUCUUUUUACGCCGUCGACAAAAUUCUCCUUUGAGACGGGCUUCACGCCGAUGCUUUUCUCCGUCGUCGCUACCUGCCGUCAUCUUGAAACACGGCUGCAGGUUCUACAAGCCAUGCCGCUACUUGGUCUUCCGCGCGAAAGCUUGUGGGAGAUGGACACGUUGGUCGCUGUGGCACGAAGAAUGGUCGAGAGAGAACAUGCAAUCACCCUUGAUUUCUUUUGCCGGCCCACCUCUACGCCCACGUCAUCGUGGCCAGCAAAAGGAAUGAGAGUCCUGGACGUCUCAAUGGACUCGAACACGGAGGACAGAUAUAUCCGUGGCCGCUGGUUUACGGGUAAAACCGUGGGCUUUUACCAGCGUAACCAGGAGGGUGGCAUCGACGUCCACGAUGAAUUCGUCGUUAUACGGAGCGCUUCUGUCAAAGAACCAUCCCUGUCCAAGAAGAAGCUUCUGGAUGUAAACAACCUAUUUAGCCCUAGCUUCGUCGAACUCAACGACUUGACAGAGCCCUCUCUCAACGCAUUCCCGCAGUUUGAAACAUUAGAAAAGUCUGGGCAAAUCAGAUAUGGAAGGUUCGUCACCCCGAAAACACAGAUGAGGUCUAUAGCGGGUGCAUAUUCGUGGGACGUAUGGCUGGAAAGAUAG